Messenger RNA from Cinara cedri, 14734 nucleotides. The record is from the annotation of a GenBank genome assembly. Lineage: Eukaryota; Metazoa; Arthropoda; Insecta; Hemiptera; Aphididae.
AUGGAACUGAACGUUGUGGACGAGGUGUUUUGCGCCGGGCGCCGAAAGACGCCGCUAAACAUCGGCUCGGUAAAGAGCAACAUUGGCCACUGCGAGGCGUCGCCGUUUUUCGCGUCAAUCGUGAAAGUCAUAAUCGCAUUGGAAACCGGUCACACACCGCCGACCAUACACUUCGGCGGGCCGGACGUCGAUAAUCCGGCGUUGGAAAGUGGAAAGAUUCGGGUACGUCUGUCCCGCAGUGUUUUCACGAUCACUGUAAUUAGGGUUCAGAUUAUAUUACGAGUGUUUCCACCAUACGUAAUCUUUUGUUAAGACUGCGCAGCAAUACUACGCCGAAAACGGUAUACUCUUAUCAAAAAACUAAAGCAGUUUUUUUUCGAUAUCAACGGAUCGAAACACGAUUCAUAUUGACGUAGUACCAGUGACGGAUUCACGCGGAGGGCACAGGGGCACUUGAACCCCUCCCCGUUCUCUUUCGGUGGACUUCAUUUUAUACAUUUUAUAUCAGUUUAAUAAUCUAUAAUUACAAUUAUAAAAAUGUAUAGUUAAUUUACUAGAAAUAUGAAUAAUGCGCCUCCGCUAUAAAACAUUUCUGGAUUCACCGUUGCGGUAUAGUCAAAUUCGUUCCGAUUUUGUAAAACAAAAAAAAAUAACUUCUGAACAUCGUAUAUUGUAACGUGGGCAAUUAUUAUUCAUGUGACAGAACUUUUUGAAUAAUAACUCCGUAUUAUAUAUAUUCGGGAAAUAUUUAGUUAGACGAAAUAAAAGUAAUUCAAUAUUUAUGCACUUCACAUAACGGAUAUCGGGUAGACGAGUACUUUAUCAGCUACCUAUUGAAACGGUUUAGCACCAACAGAUUAUUCUCCUACACAUGACAAUACAAUAAUAAUUUAACAAACUACCGAAAUUCAAUAUUUUUGAGAACCGAAACCCUUAAAAUCGUUACAGUUUUAGUCUCUGAUUACUUGUGGUCACAACAUUUGUUUUUCGACACGAAUCCGUAGUUCUAUUUACAUAUUUGCAUACAACUGGGAAAUCGCAUUUAAAUUUGAAUAACCUGAAUUUGAAAAUUUGUUUUCCAAAAACCGAACAAUCACCUACGUGUUAUAAAUACCUGUUUAUAAUUAUUUUAAAUGUAUCACACAGGUUGUGACAGAAAAGACCCCUUUGGUCAGUGAUAUAAUUGGAGUCAGUGGUUUUGGGUGUACAAAUGCAUUUUGUCAUGUAUUAUCAGAAGAAACGAUAAAUUUAAAAUUGAUCCUAAGAUAGCGACGAUACUGUUAACGAUCGUGUACCACAAAUUGUUUUAGCAUCGGGACGCAAUGAAAAAACUACCAUCGAUACCAUAAAUAAAGUACAAGUUAUAUAAUUUAAUUGAAUAGGUAAUGAAAAGAUGUACGAAUUUCAAUAUUUUAAUUCUAUCAUAAAACUGAAACCUUAUGUUCCACAAAUAUAUUUAUGUAUUAUUUUCUGUAGAUCAUUAUUAACGGAAACGACCGAGAAUUUAUAACGUUGACCAAUAAUGUUUUCGGUAAAAAUAUCAAUACACAUUUUUAUAGAAGUUUUACAAUUUUUUCCGAAGAAGGUGCAUCCCAAAUUGAAGUUCAGGUAACUUUAAUGUUAUUAAUAUUAUUACAAUAUUUUACCUAUAUAUGUCAAUAAUAAUUUUUCUGCGAUUAUUAUUUGAUCGAAAAAAAUAAAGGCUAAGCUAAGAUUAUUUUUUUUUAAAUUCUGAGUGGAGCGAAGAAGCUUAUGGUUUUACAUUAGUAAAAUAUUACGAUUUUUUUUUUUCUGUAGACAACUUUUCUAUCAGUAAUUUUGCUCCGAUUUACAAUGGUAGCAUUUUUUCGAAAAGGUAAUCUGACUGGGGAAGUACUUUAAAAAGGUCAUUUUUUGAUUUACCGAAGAGUUUUCUUAACAAAUAUGAAAAACCGGGAAAAAACAUCGAACUGGGAAAAUCGGUACAACAUUAAACAAAUAUUAUUAAAGAAAAUAUAUGAAACCUAUUUCAUUAUUUUACUAUAAUAUGGCAUUUAUAUUGUUGAAAAAGCAUCACUAUCAACUGAACUCUGCUCAGAAUGGUUUUUUUGUAAGCAAUGAUUUAUCUUUGCUUACAGGUAUACAUUAAAUUAUCUAUAACAGUGGCUGCACCCGUUCCUAUUAUCCCAAAACGUCUUUUUGUACAUAGUAAUAUUAUAUUAUAGAAAUUAUUGGAAUUAUAAAUAUAAAACACGUGAAUAUAAGUUAAGUGACCAUUAACAAAUGCACGAAAUUAAACCCUAACCUAAACAUUUCUAGAAUUUAAAUACACAGAAACGUCCGGUAUGGUUUAUGUUCUCCGGUAUGGGAUCGCAGUGGCCAGAAAUGGGCACGGAUCUUAUGAAAAUUCCGGUUUUCGCGAACGCGAUAAACAAAUGUGAUCUAGUUUUACGGCCCAAAGGGCUUCGUAUCAAGACGAUUUUGACGAGUAAAGAUCCAAAGAUUUUCGAUAACAUCCUCUAUUCGUUUGUCGGAAUUUCGGCCGUUCAGGUUUACAAAAAAAAUUUAAACAUGCCAUUUUUACACUUACUAUAUAAAUGUCAUCGAAUUUUAGAUCGGACUAAUAGACCUGUUGAGAUCUUUGGAUAUCACUGCCGACGGGAUCAUAGGGCACUCGUUGGGGGAAUCGGCGUGUGCAUACGCUGACGGUUGUUUUACCGCUGAAGAAACAAUACUAUCCGCUUGGGCCCGAGGACGAACUUCACUCGACGUGAAGCUUAUUUCCGGCAUGAUGGCCGCUGUCGGUAAUGUGGAAACGUUGAAUCUUGACUUUGCUUACGUUUUCGUUCAUUUGCGAAAUGUAUUGAAAAGUGCAUUGUGUUUCUCGUUUUAGGUUUAGGUCACAGUGAAAUAAAAGACCAACUGCCGGACGACAUCGACAUCGCAUGCCAUAAUAGCUCCACCAAUUGCACGUUAUCCGGUCCAAAAGACAGUAUCAAUGAAUUCAUCUCGACAUUGAAGGCCAAAGGAGUUUUCGCAAAAGCCGUUAACGCUUCUGGAAUAGCGUUUCACAGUAGAUACAUUCAGUCUAUAGGUCCGAUUCUACUUGGAUAUUUAAAAGAAGUGUGUCUGCGAAUCGAAUGACUAAUAAUUAUAUUCGAAUAGCAAUUAUUAUUACUAUCAUUAUUAUUAUUAUUAUUAUUAUUAUUAUUAUUAUUAUUAUUAUUAUUAUUAUUGUAAUGUGUGUAGUAUGUUAAUUUACUAAUUAACAAUCAGUGUAUGUCUAUUUGUCCUAUGAUAGAUAAUCAAAACACCGAAAUUGAGAUCGUCGAAAUGGAUUAGCACUUCGUUGCCCGAAACCGAAUGGAACUCCGAGAUCAGCAAAUAUUCUUCCGCAGAAUAUCAUACAAAUACCUUAUUGAAUAGUGUGUUGUUCGAAGAGUCGCUUAAACACAUACCCAGUGACGCGAUUUUGAUUGAAAUCGCCCCACAUGGUCUUCUCCAGGCAAUCGUUAAACGUGCACUACCGAACACGGUAACCAUUAUACAGUUAACAAAGAGAAUGACCAAAGAUUUGAAUCGAUACUUCCUAAAUUCGAUCGGAAAUUAAGUAUUCAACCAUAUGUUUUAUUCAUACUACCAACGUCAUAUAUUUAUUUUUUAUGCAUGUAGCUUACUAAUUUGAAAAAAAGAGUUGAUACUGAGGAAGGGUGUGCCACUGUUGUAGGUGGAAAGUUGGGAAGUUAGGAUACACAAAUGCAUUUAAUUUAUACCUGUAAGAAACGAUAAACCUUUGAGGACGGAAAACGUUUCUGAGCGAAAUUCGGUUAAACGUGUUUUGAAAGACCGUAAUAUUUAUGAUUUUCAUCAAAAUUGAAUAUUAAAACACUUAUUAUACUCAUUUUUUAUUUCACCACUAAGUACGGAUUAUAAUGAACCUCCUAUUAUAUUUUCAUGCAGUUUUGUUUAGUCUAAUUUUAUCCACGGAGUACCUACUGAAUAAAAAUUACGAAAACAACUCGUAAAAUUAAAAUGUCUACAAAUAGCUCGAAAAUUUUCCCUAGUCUAGAAAAUACAAAUCUGAGUUUUCUAUCAAAAUUACAAGUUCGUAAUAAUAUUUUUAACUGAAUUCCAAAAUAAAAAUAAAAUUUAAAUAGUAAAAGCAUUAUUUUUGUAAAUUUUCCCGGUCUUUCUACGUUUUCUUUCGAUUUUGCUCAAUUAUUAAAAAAACUUCACGGAAAAUCAAGAUACAACUCUCUCGUUCACUAAGUAGGUUAAAAAUUCAACAAAAACUGACACUUGUCGUUUUUUAUUGGAGCCAAAUUUCUGGUAGAAAAUAUAAUUUGCAAAAACUAAAAACAAUGAAAUCGGUAAUGCUGCGACGCGCUGUAAAUAUUUAUCGAUUUACCUAUAAUUUUCUUUCCGGUUUUCCCCAAUUAUUUUGAAAAUCCUUUAAGAGAUAAAAAAAUUCCCCUCUAAUGCACCAACUAGAUAAAAUUUCAUUUCGAAAAACGUGAUACAGUUGACAAAUCGGAAAAAGUUUUAUUUUCGAAUAGUUGUUUACAGACAGAUAAAAAACACAUCAUUGAUGAUGUAUGACACACCAAUUGAUCCCUCGCUACGCUCCGAGUCUAAAAUGUUAUUAUUAUCUUCGCCUGUUAAAACAAUCGUUCGUAAAAAAAACAAAUAUUUGUUAAAUGUAAAACUUAUAUCGAAGCAUACACGGUAAACAAAUGUAGAACACGACUGUACUUAACAAAUAAUGUUGAAUAAAAAAGCAGAAUAAAUAUUAUUACCUAGAUCGGACAAAAUGAUUCAAUCAUUUUAGUGUAUAAUUUUAAGGGGGGGAAAGAGCUGAUACUGGUACAGAUACACGUACAGACUGUUGUGGAUGGAAAAUUGGGAAGAUAAAAUACACAAAGUUACUUAAUUUACACAAUAUGUAAUACACAUAGUAACGACGAACCAUUGUUAAUGGUUAUGGUUAAUGGUUAGAAAUAUUUUAAAAUACCGUAAUUUUUACGAUUUUAGUCAAAAUUUGAUCUUGAAAUACUUAUAAAAAAUAAAAAACUAAUGCGUUGCAUCGUAGAUUAUAAUUAUAAAUCAAAUAACUUUAUGUAUUCCCCCUUCCCAACUACCCAUCUACUACAGUGGUCGUACCCGUUCCCAGUAUCAGUUAUUUUUUAUAUCACAGUUAAUUAAUUUUAAAAUUAUUUGUACAAACUGGUUUUGAAUCGAUCUACGUUCCGGUAUUUACUAUUUUAUAAAUUUAGCGUCUGACAACAUUUUUUGUGAAAUAUUUGGUAGUGUAUAGAUAAUCAUUUAUUAAACAAUCAAUUUUUCAACUGCACAACUAUUUUAAUGAAAAUGUUGAAUAUUAUCGGUUUAUAAACUAAUUGGAAAACGUUUCAAUAUAACUAUCAAAUAAUAGCAGUAUACUGAUUUGCAUGUUACUAUUCUAUACGAGAAGUUGUCUCAAAAUACAUUUUUUACUUACCAACUACAUGAUGAAUUCAAAAAAAAAGGUAUCUUGUUUUUCUAUUGGAUCAAUAUAUCUGGUAGAAAACAUAAGGAAGAUUUUUGUUUUGUAUUUUUUAACUUUUUUUUAGUUCAUCCGUAUAACCAUGAUAACCUAUGAAAAAUGACAACAAUAUGUUCAAUUAUUUUUUAACUACGAAGUACAUUUUUUUGUAGAAUUAUUUCACUCCCUUCGAGGUUUAUUUUUCUCAAACCCGUGUAUUUUUUCAGGAUACAAUCUAUUUCCAUGACAAAUUUUAAUUUUUUCUGCGGUUUAGGCGUAACAGCCAAACAGACAUAGGUAUAGUUAUUUUCGUAUUUAUAAUAUUAAGUAUAGAUUUUUAUGUUUUAUGGAUUUUUAACCCAACCCAACCAGUAGAUUUUCGUAUUGAAAACAUUAUGAUAAUUCAAAAAUAUACAUGUUUGUUAUGUUUAUUUUAGAUUGUAUAUGUGUGGUUUGAAUCCAAAUGUACAGACCUUAUACCCAACAGUAACAUUUCCCGUGAGUCGAGCCUGCCUUUAUGGGAUCAUGAUAAUAGAUGGACAAUGUUAUCUACAAAACGUUUACAAGUAAGUUUAAGUUGCCUUUUGUUUUUACGAAUUUAUAUAACUCGAACUAUUGAUUAUUUCAGUGUUUUGGAUUUAAUGACACUUUUUCAUUUAUGCUCAAUGAUAAAAUUCAUUUAGCUGAGUAUCAAAUUCGCGAUUGUACCGAUCGCAUUUGUAUUAGUGAGUAUAAAAUCCAUUAUUUAUAGAACUCUACAUUAUAAAUAUUAGUUUGCAUACAUUUAAAUUUAAUCCAAUGUAUUAUGUUAGAUUCAUGUUUGGCAUUUGUUUACGCAAAUGAAUGUCAAAAUAUUUUCGGCAAACCGUGUUCAUUUCCAAAAAGUAAAAUUUAUAAACAAUUUCGAAAUUUAUCCAAAUAGUAAAUAUUAUUAUUUUCCAUAAUUUCAAUUAAAUCCAAAUCUAAAAUUUAGUUGUUUUAAUUUUUCAGAUUUGAUUGAAUGUUAUUUACUAAUUCAACGAGGAUCUGGUCUCUUUGAGUUCAAUUUGAAUAAUAAGACCAUUUGUUCGGGACAAAUACAUUUGUUGCAGGACGAUUUAAAUGUAAUGCCAGAACAUUUAAUAAAUCUACAUACGACGGCUAAACAAUUUCAAGAAUUUGGGCUGAAAGAAAAAAUAUAUUCUAUUUUUGAAGAUAAUGGAUGCAAUUUAGGAGAUAAUUACAAAAACAUAACCGAAUUUAACGUCCAUAAAAAUAAUAUCGAAGGAUGUAUAAAAUGGAAAAAUGAUUGGAUUUACUUUUUGGAUAGUUUAUUAAAAUUUCCGUUAUUAGAGGAUUUAACUAAAAAUUGUACGAAAGCUCCAGUUUCUAUUAGAGGUAUAAUCAUUCGACCAGACAUGUUUGAAAACAGCACCGAACAAGGUACAUUUCUAUGGAUAUUUGUCAUUCGUUUUUAACGAAAACUCUUGUUCAUACAAUAAAUAAUAUUGCUGUGCUAAUUAGAAACGCUUAUUUCUUCAGAUGUAUUUGACAAUUACGAUACGAGAACAAAUGAAAUAACUCGUAACGGAGUAAAAAUAUCUGGUGUUAGAAAUGAACCCAUCGUGUUAAGCAAUUCUAAGGUUACAGUUGGCACAUUAGAAGAACAGAUAUUUAUUCAAUACAAUCAUUCUAUAUGCAAGGUUAGGCUAGGUUUAAGUUUAAAGUUUGAAUACUCCGAAAUAAAUGCCACAAACUCAAACACGUUUAAAACCUUAUUUCAAAUAUAACAUGGAAAACCACUGGUAGAAGUAAAAUAUUAUAUUAUAUUUAAAAUGUAUUAAUUUAGAAUAUUGAUGACUUCAUUAACGAUACUCUGAACAUAAUAAUGGAGCUUGAUAAAUUUGAUUUCUUCGAAAACACUGGGAAACUCUUUAUAUGUACACAGAAUACUUUUAACGAUCCUACUUGUAAUGUAUGCGCAAAAGCAAUGAAGCAAAUCAUAGAAAAUCAACCAUCAAGCAAUGUAAGUGUGUUUGUUUGUAUUUAUAAAAUAACAUUAUUAAAAAUUUGUUUCCAUGUUUAUUACAAUCGUAUCCAUUCGAACAUUUCGUAUUAAACGAACACGUUUUCUAUAUUUUCAUCAAACUUGUUGGAAUAAUAUAUUCUGUACAUUUUAUCAUAAUAUUACUUGAGCAAAAUUUCGGUAGAACUUAUUACGAUAAAAAAUAUUCUGAUUAUUAUUGUCGUGUACUAAAAGCAUAUGAAAGUAAAAGUGAUAACGUAUGUGUGUAACUUGAUAAAUUUGAUUUUACGUUUAACUAUUUAUUAUAAUUUUUAACGCCCAGACAGGCAAUUUUAACAAUAUUGUUAAAUGACAAGAUGAGAAUAAAAAAAAAAAACAAUUAAAAAUACACAAUGGUAACAAACUUUACAUACAAUUAAACAUAAGAUUAAAUUAUUGAUUGGUCGGCUAGCCGUAACAUACUAUGAAUCGGGUGGUUAUGGCAAUAUGAAGUUGAGUGAGUUGGUAUUGCAAAUAGCAAAUCAAGAAAAGAAAGCCUGGACAAUCUGUAGAACCAUUAAGAAAGGAAGAAAUAAAGUCUAACUCGGCUUCGAGGCGCCUGGUGGGUAGAGUAGGAAGUUUGAGCAUGUCAAGUAUAAGUGAUUGGUCGUGUGGAUGAUACUGAAGCUUAAAAAAGAAUGAAGCAUAUGACAAAAAUUUGUUCUGGACACGUUCCAACCUAUGAAACGAUGAAAAAGUUCAAUUAAUGUAAAUAUAUUUAUUUUAAAUUAAAAUGCCCGAAAGCUUUUAUUAUAACGAUCGAAGAUCUUUAACAAUACAUUUCAAAGGUGUACAUAAAUAUUUGAAGUGUGUUUACAUAAAAAAAAAAUAAAAAACCAGUGAGAAGUGGAGUGGUCUUAGCCUUAGUCUAAGAAUCUUAUACUAAGUCAUAUUGGUUUGAGACCCCUUAUGUAUUGAGAGUUGUUGAGUAGUUUAAUUGUUACUGGAUUGGUAUGUUCAUCCAGCUUUUAUCUUAUGUUUGCGGACAAACUUAAUAUUAUCGUCCUGGACGAAGGUAAUCAUCAUAUCUCGAUGAAUAAUGUCAUUGCUGUUAUAUCUGUAACCUGCGACAAUGAAACGAAGAGCGAUGUUCUGACAGUGUUAAAUAAUCUCAAAGUUGGACUUGCUGUAUUCCACAAAUCCAUAUUGGUUUAAUUAUCAUUGUACAAUAAUCGUUUUUUUGUAAGGUCUAGUUUAACAUGUCUUUCGAUCAGCCAAUACCGGGUAUAAAUUAUAGAGUUAAAAUUUUUGAUUUCCGUCGAUCCAUUGACGAGAUAUUCCGCUUUUAAGUUUGUGUUGGAAGAGAGUAGUGAAGUAUCAAUAGAGUAGCGGUACGGUGUGCGACGUGUUAAUAAUACACCACUACUAUCCUCCAACCAAAACUUAAAAGUGAAACAUCCCGUAAACGGAUCAACGGAAAUCAAAAAUUUCACCACUAAAAUUGAUUUUAACUAAUACUCUAUUUAUGGACUAUUUAAUAUAGGUUGCCAUUUGAAAAUCAAAAGUGAGUAGUGGUUUCGCCCCCAAAAAUAAUGAUGACAAAAAAUAACAUGAAUAUAAAAUUGUAGAGAAGCUUGUUUCUUAAAUGUUCUAGAAAACAAAUUCCAGAAAAAGUUAAUACUUUCCGAGAUAAUGAGUUUUUGAUUAGACCAAAAUAUUUUGUGUUUCUGCGUUAGUCGGCAGAUUUGACAUGCCCUUUACUGUGCACCUCACGUGACGGUGGGAACCACCGUUACGCCGUUGUACUAGAAUUUGGCCUACUUAAUAUUAUAUUAUGUAAACACUUACCGAUGUCAAUUGUGCGUGGAAAGCAUUUUGAUAAUAUUGAAUUACAGAGAAAAAAAACAUUAUAAAUGUACAGUACUCGAAAACGAGAACAUACGUGUUGCUCGUUCAGAAAACAAAUCGUGACCAUAAUAUAAUAAUAUAAACAAUUUAAAAGUUUUGAUUUAAAUCGUGAUAUUAACUUGUAUGGUGAUUUAUUAUUCACAUAAGGUCAAUUUUGAAUUUUAAGUCUAAAAAAGACGGAAACACGGAGACGCACGAUGGAUUGGUAGGCCACUUUUGUAGAUGAGAAGUUGGGAAGGUAGAGGAAAAAUGUAAUUUAUAUCUUUAGGUAACGAUUAACCCUGUAUAUUUAUAUAUAUAUAUUUUUAUAUGUGUCAUAAUAUGGUAAAAUAAAUAUGGUAUAACAGUCAUACAGCACAAAAUAUCUACAUAAUUUUUUACUAAAACGAUUUUCGUCAAACUCUGAUAUUAAAAUUGUAAUAAAAAAAAUUCUGCGUUACACUCAAUCAUAUUUUUUUUUUUUUACCACAAAGUACGACUUAUAACAAACCUCCUGUUAAAUUUUCUAACAUUUCUGUUAGGUUUAACAAUUUUAUCUACAGAGCACCUACCAAAUAAAUGAAAACAGAUGAGAAAACAAAAAAAAAAAAAUUAUCUCCCUGAAGUUUCACCCCAGUAAGAUUUCCUAUUAGAAAAAAUUCUAUACUUGAAAAUAGAAGCAAAAUUGCUGGUAGAAAUGUUGUUGACAGAUAAAAAAACAUAAAUAAAAAUAAACAUCAUUUUAAACCAAUACAUUCCUUGCUCCACUCAAAAUCUAAAAAUAAAAAACAAAAAUUAUUAAAUCGUUUUUUCUGUUUUGUGGGGGGAUCGGUAAUUAAUUUACUUUUUAAUUGAAUUUAAUUCGAUUUUAUUGGUGUAAAACUUUAGAGUAUCACAAUAAAUUUGGAUAACGUAAGUAACGUAUCAGAGGACGAUGAGUCGGGACAGUUUAUUUUGGUCACUAGUUGGAACUACCUAAAAUAUACAACGGAAUAUUUAGCCGAUAAAAAAUGUUGUUACAUUAUCGUGUGUUCGAAACAAAAAUGUCAAAACUUUAAUGACUGGAAAAUAAUCAUUCAACAACAAUUCAAUGGCGACAUCUAUUUAACGUUGAUGAAAAAAGUAAGAUGUCUUUUUCUGUAUUCUAAUAAAAAAUAUGUAAAUUCAUCGUUUUCGCAGAAAAUAACGAUAGAUAAAAAUUACAAAUUUAUAAAGUCGACCAAUGAAGAUUACGACUUGAACAUUUGGAAUGCUUUAGAAAAACAUAAGUCUACUAACGAAUUGAUUUGCAUAGUUUCGAAAUCAGAACCGUUAGAUGAUAUCGUUACCCACGUUAAAAAUAUUUUAGUAAAAUACAAAUCUCCAAAAUUGAGGUAGUUUAUAAUAAGAUAAAUUGGCAAAUGUGUCUAUACUGAACAAUUUUAUUGAUAACUUGAUAUAUAGAUUCGUAUUUAUUUUCGAUUCAAAUGCACCGGAAAUCGAAUCAAACAAAUUAUUUUACACAAAUGAAUUACGUAAAGAUUUAAUAGUCAAUAUAUAUAAAAACGGUGGAUGGGGUUGUUAUAAAAACAUUUUCUUCCAAGAUUUGAAAACCAAUACCAUGGCGACCAAAGUUCCAGUUAUAGAAAACAUUUUAAACAAUAGGUAGGUGCAUCCCCAUUCACGUUAUAUUAUUCUUAAAAUUGGUACCUAUCAUUCGUGUGAAUUUAUUUCAGUACCAACGAAUUGACAAUCAAAUAUUUAGGAUUGAAUUUCAAAGAUUUAUUAAUUGAAGCUCAUACCGAAGUAAUUUACACGUUUUUAAUAAAAAUAUAAUAACUCAUUUAUAAGUUAAUCGAUUAAAUAUUUUAAACAUAGGACGAACUUGAACUGUUUAAAUACUCGGGAAUAGCAGAAGGCAAUGAAAGAGUGAUGGGAAUAUUUUUUUUUAAUCAAAGCUCAUAUCAAAUAAAUUACGAUGAAGCAUUCGCAUGGCCUGUCCCGACUACGUGGCAAUUAGACGACGCCGUCACUGUUCCUUUAGCUUACGCAAUGGUAAUUGUAGUCUUAGAAAAAAAUCAAAUAAAUAGAAUAAGGCUUAAUUUAAUGUUAAACAUUUCAUAAUUAUUACGUGUUUAAAGUAUUAUGUUCUCUCAAAAAAGACCAGACAAUUUUGGUUACCUCUGGAUUGCACCCUGUUGGUCGAGCAGCAAUUUCAAUAGGUUUGGCUGAAAAAUGCGAUGUGUAUGUAAUUUUUAAGUCUAGCCAACAAUCAAAACAACUCUCUAAUAUAUUUCCCCAGGUAAGUAGUGAAAACAGAAGAUAAUAUUUAGUGUAUACUAUAAAUCUAAUUCAAAUUUAAAGCUUCCACGUUCAAGAAUACUAAUAAACACAGAGAACAAAUUCGAUGUACAAUUAAAGUUGAUAACUAAGGCCAAAGGUAUUGAUAUCAUAUUGAACUUUUUGAGUGGUGAAGCAUAUCAGUGUGCUCUGCGUACAUUGGCAAAACACGGAAAGUUUUUCCACUUCUCAAAAUCUGAUAUAAAAAAUCAAGAAAAUUUAGGUACCUAAAUACAAAUUAACAUUUUAAUGGUGAAUUUCAUUUUAAAACCUAAACAAUAUAUCGUGUUCACAAAGAAACGAGAAUUUUCCUACAAAACACAGCAUUUUAUUUCGUCAGCUCAAACCUGUUAAUCAAUGAAAGUGACGAAAAUAAAGAAAUCGUAAAACAAGCAUUCUCGGACGGAUUGAAGAAAGGUAUAACAAAGCCUUUCGAAAAAAACGUUUUAGAAACUCCAAUAAGUAAUAGUAAAAUUUUCGAAGCUAUGAGGUGAAUUUUAUCGAAACUUUUAACAAAAAGCUCUAUCUCAUUAAUAGUAUUUUCACGAUUUUAUUUAUAACAACCUAUUCAUCAAAUAUAAUUGAAAAAGUGAUAGUUUCUUUGAAUAAUGAUUGUGGAAUAAAAGUAUCCCAGAAAAAAAUACAAUGUGACACAUAUCAGUGUCACCCCGAUCAUGUCUAUGUGAUAUUUGGUAAACAUUUUUUUCGAAAUAACUGAUGCUUAAAUAUUAUACAAACUGUUAUUUAUUUUAGAUAAUAUAUCGGAUAGUUUAAUCUUAGUCAAAUGGUUAGCCGAGCGAGGUGCUAAAAAAAUCGUAAUUGUAUUGAAAAGAUUAUUAAUUUCAUCAAUUGAUUGUAAAAUGUUUGUAAACUAAAUAGCCAAUGUGCAUCGAUUAUUUUAGUAAUGAUUUAUUUAAAUAGAUUAAAUGCAAUUAUAUCACUUAAAGUGUCGAUUCAGAUUGAAUCGGAUAUUCAAUUGAAUAGUAGAGAUGAAUCUUUGAAAUGGUUAAGUCGUUUAACGUCGUCGCGUGCCUUGGGCUCGAUAUUCAUAAUCAACCAGGUAUAUUGUUAAAUAAAUUUAAUUAACUAUUAAAUUACUAUAGGUACAUAUGUGGCUACAACACGAUUGAGCAUCAAACAUAUUUUUUUAAAACACGAUUGAGCAAAUUUGUGUGCGUAUCAAAGUAUGUAAGAAUACAAAAGAAAAUCUACUCGAUUGAGCAUAAAACAACACUACGAUGUUGCCGCUUUCAGUUUUGAACUAUAUUAAUAUACAAAACAAAUGUAUUUAAAUAAUUAUAAUAAUACAAAAUAUAAUUGUACAUAAUAAUUGGCGUAAUAUUACGUAAAAAUACAAAAUUUCGGCAACGUUACGUAAAAUAUUCUAUGCUCGAUCAUGUUGCUGAAAAGGUAUAUUACAGUCAAUCGUGCUGUACCGAUAUAAUAUUUUAUUCGUGGAAAUUAAUAUCCUUAUCUUAGUGUGAUGACAGUAAAAUUAAUAACCUGCAAUAUGCUGUAAAUAAACUUUCGAAUAAGUCGACAACUACGUCGUUCGUAUGUAUUUCAAGUAAAGGAGAACAUGCUUGUGCUUCGCUUAAAUCAAUUGGCCUUAACGCUCUAAACAUGCGCUGGGACAAGAUAUCAAAAUCAAAUAAAAAUGUAUCAAACAUAUUAUUACCUGCGUUAGAUAAGCUGCUACAAUAUCCCAAUGCCGACGAGACAUUCUCGUUUGUGUUAUCUGAAAAAAUCAUUAACAAAUUUGAAGGUAAUUGUAUUGUUUUAAUUACAAUUGGAAAUAUAUUUUUAAAAAAUCACAUAUGGUAGUAAUAAUACCUAGAUUAUACAAAAAUUACUUUAUUAUAUAUUGUCUUAUGAAAAAUAAUAUACCGUGUCACUCGCGCGUAUAUUAUUGUAACAACUAUGUAUGUAAUUGAUAAAAAAUGUUACAGAGUAUCAACAAACAAACUACGUUAUUGAAAAUUUUUUACCCGAAUCCUUAGAAGAGUUGCUACAUCUGAAUGAUGAAAUAACGAAAGAAGCAAAAUUCGUUGAAAUUCCAUCGAAAAGUCCGAGUUUUUGCACGUGAAAUCAAUUAUACCGGUGUUUGUGAUACCCGGUUUCAGGCCAAAUCUCGUUAAAACAUUAUGUUCAAAAUUGUUGUUUCCUGUUUUCGAAGCACAAUAUCCAGAAAAUAUUGGUUCGGUUGAUGAAUUAUCAAACUCUUUAGUAUACGUAUGUUUAAAUCAUAAUUGAUUUAGUUAACAAAUUUUUACUAAAAUAUUAUGAUAUCCCUACACGCACUUAGCAACUCAAAAAUAUUACGAACCAAGGUUAUGUGUCUCUUAUCGGCGAAUCUUAGGGAGGAAUUGUGGCGUUAAAAAUGGCUCAAAUAUUAGAAAAUCAAGGCACAUUAGUCACAGUAACAUUAUUAGAAGGUAAUCCGGAAGAAUUAAUAGACUGGGCUAAAACUUUCCUAUCGAAUGAUAAUUAUCUCAACAAAUCAUAUACAAAAUAUAGUUCAUCGUUCAGUAAGGUAAAUACUAAUUUAAAUAAAUUUUAAAUUAUUUUGGAUUUUUUUCGUUUAAUAUCAAUAAUAAUUAAGCAUUCAUUAUAUUUUAAAUAGUUUUCCUAUAUAGGUUUUAAAAUGUACGGAUGAAAAGUACGACUCCAGAAAAUUACAAUUAUUGAAAGAGAAUACACGAGACACUUUAAAUUGGAUCCAUUCAUAUUUACAGGUAUUAUUAGAAUCCAAGCCACUUUCAAGUAAAUUACUUACAAAAGUUCUAAUACUGAGAUACGAACGAAAAUCUAAAUACAAAAUGAUCAGAUUAACUGACGUAAGUUUAACAAUUACUGCUAAGUGAUAAUUAUUAAUAAUUAUAUUAAUUCUUCUGUAUAUUUGACAGUAUUGUAACAGUUUACCGUCAGUAAAAAUCAUACCAAAAAAGGAUUACAAACAAAUUUUAACGGAUGUCGAGACGGUAGAUAUAUUACAUAAGAACAUGGCAUAUUUGUUCACAAAAGGAAUAGAAUUAUUAUGUUAA